CUUUUUACGGCAGUUAGUUAGUACAUUCGACUGACUCGCUAUUGAAUUUGAUUUUCACGGCAUGUAGAGACAGAGAAUCGACCGAAAAGAAGAUGAAAGCUAUUCUGUGUAUUGCGUUUGUCCUAUUAACCACCACAUUACUUGCAUUGUGGUAUUUGCCACCAACAACAGCUUUGCCUGUCAAAUGGCGUGACUAUUUCAGCCAUGAAAUAAGGGAUUACUGGGCACUUCCUCGUCGAGAGAAUGAACAUUUACGACAGGAGCCAGACCUCGUUGAGAAAUGUUGGAAAGGUAGCGGAAGUGACGUCAGUGAAGAAAGUGAAAAAUACAUUGGUUGGGGUGGUGAAAGAGAUGAUUCAGGCAGUGGCGCCGGAAGUUUAGAGGAGGAAAGUUCAGGUAGUGAUGGGGAAAGUAAAGGAAGUGGAGAGGGAGGCAGCGGAGAAAAUGGAGAGGAAGGAAGCAGUGGAGACAGUGGAAUGAAAGAAAUCAGCGGAGGUAGUGGAGAGGAAGGAAGCAGCGAAGAAAGUGAAAUAGAGGGAAGCAGCAGAGAAAGUGGAGAGGAAGGAGGCAGUGCAGAGAGCAGAAAAGAAGGAAGCAGUGGAGAAAGCGGAGAAGAAGGGAGCAGUGGAGAAAGUGGAAUGGAAGGAGGUAGUGAAGAAAGUGCAGAGGAAGUAGGCAGUGCAGAGAGCAGAAAAGAAGGAAGCAGUAGAGAAAAAAGUGGAAUGGAAGAAAGCAGCGGAGAAGGUGGAGAGGAAGGGAGUAGCCAAGAAUAUGGAAGCACAGACGAAAGUGGAGGCGAAGGAAGUGGCGAAGAGAAUGAAGAGGAGAGAAGCGGUGAAGAAAGUGGAGAUGAGGGAGGCAAUGAAGAACACCAAGAGAAGGAAGGAAACGGGGAAAGGGAAAAGGAAGGGAGUGCUGAAGAAAAUGGAAACGAGCAAGGCGGCAUGGAGAGUAGCGAGGAAAGUGGUGAGGAGGAAGGCACUGGAAUGGAAAAUAUCAUCGCUGUUAACAAUGGCCGCGUUCUUUUGGCCGGUGGCAUUCCACGUAACCCUACCACCGAGCCCAUUUCACCGACACCUGAGACGACAGAUGCCGUUCAGGACCUUCUAGAGAUGGUUAAAGAGAUAGAGAAUGUAGCUGAGCUUCCAUGGCCUUAAUUGGGUUGGAGUGUCAGCGCUGAUUAUACGACUAGUUAUAAUUUUGUAUAGUUAAAUAUGAUUAGAGAUAAAACUAGAAACGAACAUAACUUCCCAUGCUUCACUUCUUCUGCGGGACAAAAAUCGCAGUGCUUCAGUGAGAUACAGGGUCGCUUCCAAUUUAGUUAGAAAAUUCGGUGACCAUUUUCUUUCAAGAGGAUCAGUAAAAACCUUUUUUUUUUCUUUACACAAAAGAACGGGACAACUAUGCUCCAUUUGUAUAACAGAAUUUUCUCCGAGCAAAAGAAAAAAAAACACACUUUGGUUGGAGAGGCAGUCGGCUCUAGUUCUAUUCGCUCAUUUAAGCCGAGAUUUCAUGCCUUUUUAGACUGCAAGCGAUGGAAAAAGGAAAUUACCUGCAAGGAGGUCUUCAAUUCUUGCCCGGCCUUGAGCAACUCAACCCGGCGAGUUCUGCCAGGGCUUGGCACUGAUUACUUCAGUGCCAAAACCCGGCAAACCCUCCCCCUCUGAAAUCUUCCCGCGGGCGGAGAAGCGAGCGUUCUGUAGUGUUCAAAAAGAAGAUCUGCUCGCAAGCUAAUGAAGUAUGAAAUAAUUGAAAUGUAUGCAAAGCUGUAAAAUCGAGUCAAGCACCAAUCAAGUCAGAGUUAGUUUAAUUGUAUUUAUAAACUCCUUAAGCUGGGUUCGUCAACUUACAUCAAGAAAAAAGCAUCGUAGAGCUUGAGAAAUAAAUGGUACAAUGAUCGUU
Molecule: messenger RNA, 1902 nt
Organism: Pocillopora damicornis (cauliflower coral)
Lineage: Eukaryota; Metazoa; Cnidaria; Anthozoa; Scleractinia; Pocilloporidae
Source: RefSeq, a predicted model, not a curated record